Molecule: messenger RNA, 2640 nt
Organism: Stegastes partitus (bicolor damselfish)
Lineage: Eukaryota; Metazoa; Chordata; Actinopteri; Pomacentridae
Gene: banp
Product: BTG3 associated nuclear protein
Exons: 13
Coding region: 140-1678 (512 amino acids)
Biological process (GO): protein localization to nucleus; negative regulation of protein catabolic process
Molecular function (GO): DNA binding
Source: RefSeq, a predicted model, not a curated record
CCUGGACUCCCCUGAACCAGCGAGGAGCCCUCCAUGUAAGGAACACACGAAGGCGAGGGCUCAUCUCUCGCGAGGAACGACGCCGUUAUCGGAAUCUCUACAAACAACACGAGAAUUCAUCAUUCACACGCUGUGAAGGAUGACUGAACAAGAGCUGGAUGAUAUUGUGCAAAUAACAGUGGAGGAUUUUAACCAGGAAGACCGUACAGACAUGCUGGACAAUCACGAAGACGAUGAAGACAGGCCUCAGAAGAAAAGGAAGAAAUUAAGCAACACCCAGGAGAAUAACAACAGUAAUCAAGAUAUAGCUUUUAUUAAGAACCUGUUGGUUUCAUUCACGGGAUCAAUCAGCCAGCGACUGGAAGGAAUUGAAUCGAAGCUACAGUCUCUGGACGCGACAUGCAAAGCCCUUGGACGCAAACUAGACAGCAUGGUACCCUGUGCCAAGAGUCCUAUCCAGGUUCCUAUGGUUGCUGGAUCACCUCAAGGGGCCACUCAAACUUGGAACAAAGUGCGAUGUGUUGUCCCCCAGACAAAUGUGAUAGUGAGCAGUGAACACCCAAAAGGCUCAAGCCAGGAAGACACUCCGCUGGAGAACCUGCUCAGCAACACGGUGACCAGGAGACGACAGAACACAAUCCUAGUAAAGGUGCCGGGCCCUGAAGAGAGUCAGGAGGAACAGGAGAGUGGCUCAGAGGCCAGUGACUCUGUUUCCAACGGCGGUCAGUCAAGCAGUGCACAAAACGGCCAAAAUGUUACGCUCAUCACACUCAAUUCAGAAGAUGAUUAUCCAGCCGGCACCUGGUUGGGAGAUGAGGACAACCCAGAGAUGCGAGUUCGUUGUGCGGUGUCUCCAGCUGACAUGCUUCAUAUCAGCACAAAUUGCCGCACAGCAGAGAAAAUGGCAUUGACGCUGCUGGACUAUCUGUUCCAUCGGGAGGUCCAAGCCAUGUCAAAUCUGUCUGGGCAGGGCAAACAUGGAAAGAAGCAGCUGGACCCUCUCAUGAUCUAUGGCAUUCGCUGUCAUUUGUUCCACAAAUUUGGCAUCUCUGAAUCAGACUGGUAUCGCAUCAAGCAGAGCAUUGACUCAAAGUGUCGUACUGCCUGGAGACGCAAGCAGCGUGGACAGAGUCUGGCUGUCAAGAGCUUCUCCAAACGCACACCUCGCAAUACAGUUGCAGACGAAGGAAUCACAGAAGAAACGGGCCACAUUGAAACCGCCACCCAGCAGACCUUGCACUACACGCUGGCCAAUCAGCAAGUACAGUUCCACCGUAUUGGCGAAGAUGGACAAGUUCAGGUGAUACCACAGGGACAGCUGCACAUUGCCCAGGUGCCACAAGGAGAGGAGGUGCAGAUCACACAGGACAGCGAGGGAAACCUCCAGAUUCACCAGGUGCAUGUUGGUCAGGAUGGACAGGUGCUGCGUGGGGCCCAGUUGAUAGCUGUUGCGUCAGCUGAUGGGGGAGCGACGGCGGUGGAGGGCUCCACUCUCCCCCCUGACAUCCAAGUGCAGUACGUCCAACUAGCUCCCGUCGCGGAUCACACAACUGCGGUGCAGGCUGCUGAACUGGCCCCAGCCCUGCAAGCUGACAUGGAGGUGAAAGAGGCCAUCCAGGGUGCCAUCCACGGAGACAAUGGCGAGGUUGUCCAGAUUGUCACCUCUGUGGCCACCUGAAAGCCCCUCGGGUUCAGCACGGACCAGAACUCUGCUCGACAGCCCGACCUGAUGAGUCUCAAUAGAACCAGAGGUCAAGAAACGCUGACAGUGUGACAAGCAAACAAGCUAGAAGUGUUUUUUUUUUUUUUUUAAACAAAUACCGAAGGUCACAGACGAAACAGAGGAAAGAAGACUUUUUUUCCCCUGUUUUUUCUUUGCAAACUGCUCAAUUCAUUUCCAAACAGAUGCUGCAAUGUGGAAAUGUUCACAGAGAACUUGAAAAGACCACGAUACUCCAGAAUCAACUGUGGUCCUUCUGGUGUUUUCAUCACCAGAAAGACCUGGCCCACCGCAAAAUACACAGUGGGAUUAUUGUCUAUCGAGGGAGGGUGCUGCUUAUGCGGACCAUCAUCCUGCCACUUCAUCAGCACAAACGCUUGUUUACGUCGGCUUUGGAAAAUAGUGGAGUUAUUUGGACAUAAGCUACUUGGCUAACCCCAAAACCCCCGAGAGGGUUUGCAAAACCCCAGAAUCCCACCUCAAACAACCAGCACUGGGCUCCUUCUCUCGUCAUUUUGUGUCACAGUGGACUGCAGUGGAAAGUGCAUUUAGCUGAGGACAGCUACUCUUGGUCGUGAUUAAUUUGAUUUCCUGUCACUUGCCAUGAUUCGAUCCAUACCAUGUCUCCGGGCUAUGAGCCUCCACCUUCCUUUACUUUGUUCAGCUUGUUUUCAUAUUGCUUCAGCCGCACAGCUUUGUUUGUUUGUUUGAUUUAUCUAAUUGUAACAUGCUGAAAUUUUUGGGGGACUUUAAUUUUGGAGGUAGAAGACCAUGAAAUAGAAGAGAUGGUGCCAGUGGUAGACAGUACAAGCGGCCUGUAGACUGCCAGGGAAACAUUGAAGUUGUUUAUUUCCCCCCGUUUUGUCUCUGUUACUGAUACAUUCAUGUGAAUAAAAGAAUAUUUGUGGUGGCCAUAAAAA